Rhopilema esculentum is the source of this 2035-nucleotide messenger RNA. RefSeq lists its product as uncharacterized. The record is from RefSeq and is a predicted model, not a curated record. NCBI's taxonomy places the organism in Eukaryota, Metazoa, Cnidaria, Scyphozoa, Rhizostomeae, Rhizostomatidae.
ACAACUUAUUAGUUCCCUGUAUUCAAAUGCGGAAGUGGACGCAUGUUCGUAGUUUCGUUUUCCCAAUUGGUGUUUUGUGGUCUGUAAAGUUAUUAUUAACAUUAUCUGCAAAAUAAAUUCUGGCACUGCACCUAUACCGCUGUGGAAAGGCGAAAUAUAAUGGACAUCGGAUCUUCUCAAAAUGCAAUGGAUACCGGGUCGCGUGAAUAUCUCAUUGAAAGGGACCAGUUGGAAGAAGCUCCUCAAGACCCAGAGCCACCAGUUCUGAAGAAAUGGAGGCACCUCUUCUAUACCGAAAAGCCAAUAAAGCUCUUUGUUUGUAUUUUCUUUGGGUUGCUCCCAUUCCAGAUGUCGAGGCACCACACAAAACGCCAUCACAUGUACUUGUCAGCAAUAUUACUCAUACUGCAGUGGUUCAGUAUCUCAAUGUAUAUUUACUGUAUCAAAACAUAUUGGACGAGUGGAGGUGGACCUCACAUCCCAAGAGACACUAUGGUUGUCAUGGUAGCAUUGAACACCUCCACUGCUGUGUCAUUUACGUUGUCUGUUAUUUACUUCUACCAAAGCUCAAACAACUUAAAGGCACAUUCAGUAUUUGAGUGGAUCAACGUGAUAAAAAGCACUGAAGAGAAACAUAUAGAAAAUUACAACAUUUGGUUUGCCCAACUAACCGGAUCUUGUUUGAUUUCUUAUAAAUUUGCAUUUCCAUUUAUCUCUGCCAGUCGAGUUACAGCACGGUUCAACAUUUUUUACUACAACGUAGCGAGACUUACCAAAGUCUCCGACAUUCCAGAUUUGGCCGUCCUCCGAGAACAUUCUGGUUUCAAACUUUUUGGUUUCCGUAUCACAACAAAUGUCGCAAUGGUCGCGAUUUUUUCAAGCUUCAUUGGAGCUUUAAAGUUUAUUGCAGACUUCAGUACCAACGAAAGUUAGGUGAUCAAAGGGAAAUGAAUACGAUUAUUGUGACGUCCAUCAAAGAAAAUAGAUUCUUAAAGGCUCGUGCGCAACCGGCAUGCUUUGCUGUCGCGGAAUUUUUAUGUGAGGAAAAAUCUACAAUAUUCUGUAUCUUCGUGCAGUAUGAUUCUAGGCCCGUUUUGAAAAUCACGUCGCAAAGCAUGCCGGUUGGGCAAGAGCCUUUGAAGGGUCAGAAGCUGAAUAUCAAUUGUUAGUAGCACACUAAACUUUUUAAAGUUGUACACUUUCUUCACAGACACCUGCAGGAUUAUUUUCUGCAACCAUGAUUGUCAAAGUUUAUUUGGAAAUCCGACCAUACACCGAGCCACAUCAUUUUGUCUGCCAGCCUAGAAUUCCAUUUAUAUAUCCUUAGUACCAUUUUUGAAUCUGUUGUCAACAUUUGACGUAUUCAAAAUUCAUGAUCUUAACAUGUCGAAAGUAUGCUGAAAAGUUGUUGGUGAUAAUGUUGAUAACUGUCGUAGGUUGCAUAAUGUCCCCUUUCUCCAAAGUACUCUACAAAUCUCCAGCAGCCAGUGUUGGGGACUGGCUUUCUAAUAAAAAAGAAAACUUUGAAAAUUCUAAAGAACAUCCUAGAAUCAUUGUUAUUGCAGUAUAUCGCCAUUUAAAAUUUCUUUACACAAAUUUCUAUGUAGAUAUUAUAUCAGCAUAGUAUCAGAGUAUCAUUAGAGAAAUAGUAUUUAUGAUCCUAGACUAGACGCUAUGUUCGAUAAGUAUAAUAACGAUAAAAAUAUUUUAUGUAUUCGACCACUUCUUCUAAUAAUACGCUCAUGCGAUAAAAGGAAAUUUUUUAUUGUUACUGGAUUACCUUUUUACUAUAUCGCAUUGUCUUCUGUGUUGUCAUAUUUACGUUUUAUGUAAUUGCCCUUGUGACUUAGUAGCAUUUUAACGUACGUGUCAAAGUAGACAUCAUUUUGUUUGUUUUUCAAAAUACUGUUUAUCAAAACUUUUUGUAGUGUGCUAACUAUUCUUCAUUUACCGCGCUUUUUAUUUGAAUGACAGUUUAUGAAAUGACAAUUUUAAAAUCAUAAAUUUUUUUAUUAAUAAGCUAAAGUUUCUUGAA